Molecule: messenger RNA, 528 nt
Organism: Prunus armeniaca (apricot)
Lineage: Eukaryota; Viridiplantae; Streptophyta; Magnoliopsida; Rosales; Rosaceae
Source: the annotation of a GenBank genome assembly
AUGGUUCUUGGCACCUACUCCAUUCAGGAAACUCACUAUGACAUACUAUCUGUGAAACAAGAUGCCAGCCAUGAAGAUAUCCGAGCAAGCUACCGAUCUGCCAUCCUUAAUAGUCAUCCUGAUAAAUCACAAAAUACAUCUGGGUCAGGAGAUAGGUUCUUGAAGGUGCAAAAGGCUUGGGAAAUCCUUGGUGAUUCGAGGGCUCGUGCACUUUAUGACAUUGCCCUUCGAGCUUCCAGACAUGAUGCUAUAGUUGCAGAAGACAUCAGCUUAGAAGAUGUGAUGGCUGAGGAUGCAGGAGAGGUCAUUCAACUCUAUUACCAGUGUCGAUGCGGUGAUUAUUUCUUUGUUGAUUCUUUGGAGUUGGAGAAGAUGGGGUAUGCAUUGUUAAGAGAUGGAAGCAAGAUAUCCUUCGAGGCACAAAAUGCUUUGCCAGCUUCACUUGUCCUUCCUUGUGGCUCUUGUUCCUUGAAAGUUCGGAUAUUGAUCAAUUCAGAUAAUUUUGUUUCAAUCGAUGAUCACCAUUGA